Molecule: messenger RNA, 1524 nt
Organism: Cannabis sativa
Lineage: Eukaryota; Viridiplantae; Streptophyta; Magnoliopsida; Rosales; Cannabaceae
Exons: 2
Coding region: 1-1524 (507 amino acids)
Molecular function (GO): nucleic acid binding; RNA-DNA hybrid ribonuclease activity
Source: RefSeq, a predicted model, not a curated record
AUGAAGACUUCCAUUUUCUUUAGUAAGAAUACCCCUAACAGCAUGAAACAAGGGAUCAAGGCUUUGCUUGGUAUAGGUUUGCCAGAAGGAAAUGUCAAGUAUUUAGGUCUCCCUCUUUUCAGAUCGAGACAAAAGGAUGCAGAUUUUAACUUCAUUCUGGAUAACCUGACUUCGAAAUUACAUGGUUGGAAAGCUAAGACUCUUUCGAAAGCGGGAAGGGCAACGCUCAUCAAGUCGGUAGGUCUCUCCCUUCCUAUGUAUGAUAUGCAAACUACGAAGCUUUCCAACCAUCUUGCUUCUAAGAUUGACGGUUUGGUUUGGGACUUCUGGUGGGGCUCUGAGAAGGGUAAUCGUGGGCUUCACCUAAAAGCUUGGGACAAAAUUUGCCUCCCCAAGUCUUUAGAGGGGUUGGGCUUCCGAAAAUUAAAAGAUAUGAACCAGGCUUUCCUGGCUAAAUGGGGGUGGAACCUUCUGACAGGUAACCAAUCUUUAUGUUGUCGGAUUUUGGAAGACAAAUAUCUUAAAGGUAAACCCUUCUUAGAUUGCAACCCGAAAGCCUCGGACUCGUGGUUUUGGAAGAAUGUGACUAAGUCUAGAGCAAUUAUUCGCAAGGUGCCUACUAUCUCGGAUAUCUUGAAAGGAGGCAUUCCUUCAGGCAUAGGUGAGGACAGAUUGUUCUGGACCUUGGAAUCUAAUGGUCACUUUUCCAGCAAAUCAGCUUAUAGGGCCCAAGCUUUAGAUCGAGUGAAUUCUGUUGAGGUUGCCCCUUCCCUGUGGAACAAGCUUUGGAACAGUAAAAUCCCUGAGAGGCUCAAGGUUCUUUGGUGGUGUAUCCUCUCUAAGGCUCUCCCUGUUCGUGCAGUCAUAGCAAGAAAAUUUCCUAUUGAGGAUCACAGCUGCCCAUUGUGCGGAACGGCGGUCGAAACCUUGGAGCACCUAUUCCUGUCUUGUGACUUUGCCUUUCACUUAUGGCGGUCUACCCCUUGGGGUAUCUUCCCUAUCUGCGAUACUGGUAUUCGAAUGUGGGAUUGGGUCAAAUUCUUAUGGGACCUAAAAAACAAAGGCAUUAAUGUAGAUGAGGCUUCCCUUUAUGCUUCGCUAAUCAUUGACAAGAUCUGGCAAGCUCGGAAUGAAAAGGUACACAACAAUAGUCUUGUUGACAUUUUUAAAUGCAUUGACACUAUUCGCUUUUCUUUUGCAGAUCACCAUGCUUACCUGCUCCCUUGCCCCAAUUUGAGCUCGUCGGAUGUUUGGUGUCCUCCCCCUCAGGAUUGGUUGAAGCUGAACUGUGACAUCAGAGUCGGGUUGGAUAGUAUGUGUGCAGCGGUGGUUGCAAGGGAUCACGUUGGCAAGGUGAUCUGGGUUUCUACUUCUAAGCUGGAGUUUGCUGAUGCUCUCUACGGGGAAGCGGUGGCCUGCUGUUUAGCUUUAAAAACGGCUAGGACUCUUGGUAUCCAUUGUAUUAUUGUUGAGAGUGAUUCGAGGGUAGUGAUCAAUGCCCUCAAUGGGAAGGAGUCCCGUUGA